This is a messenger RNA of Rhizopus microsporus ATCC 52813, 4314 nucleotides long. Its product is annotated as actin-binding FH2. Lineage: Eukaryota; Fungi; Mucoromycota; Mucoromycetes; Mucorales; Rhizopodaceae. Gene Ontology annotation, biological process: actin filament bundle assembly; mitotic actomyosin contractile ring assembly; barbed-end actin filament capping. Gene Ontology annotation, cellular component: mating projection tip; cell division site. Bases 59 to 4222 code for a protein of 1387 amino acids. The transcript is spliced from 24 exons. The record is from RefSeq and is a predicted model, not a curated record. Gene Ontology annotation, molecular function: small GTPase binding; actin binding.
ACUUUUUUAUUAUAUUGAAAGAGGACGCAGCUUUUACAGACUUUCUUAAACGCUUUCCAUGUCUGAUUUCUUUGGAAGUUUUAGAAAAAAGAAAAACUAUGGACAUUCUUCUGCAACUUCCCCAAGGUCCUCUAUCGAUGGACUAUCCAGACGGAGUCAAGGACCGUAUGAAGGAAUAAGUGAAGAGAACAUGCCUAGUUCUGAUGAUCAAAUUGAAGAAAUGUUUGAUCAGAUGCUUGCACGUAGAGGUCUCGAUGAAGACAAGAGAAAACCUUUAAAGUCACAACUGGAUGUCAAAACUAAAUGGGCCAUGAUAGUUCAAGAUCGUAAAGCAGAAUUAACUGUUUCGGGAAGAAGACCAAAUACAAUUGAGGGUCAAGAUGAGCCAGCACCACUUAUUCAUGUCUUGUCUGAUUUAGCGGGCGAGAUGUGGUCAGCCACAAAGGAUUCAACAGCUCGAGUGGUAGAGCGGCAUUCCAACAGAUACAGCCAUUUAGGUCCUCAACCUUCAAUAUCUUCCUCAACACACGUUCACUCAACUUCACCGGAUGGAAUAUCUUUAACCGAUCGAAACACUCCCGAGUUUUAUAUCAGAAAGUUUAUGGAAGCUGACCUUAGAGCCGUAACACCAGCACUUGCCAAUAAUUUGGAAGUUAGCUUAAGAACACGCCCUGUAGACUGGGUUUUGAAGUUCAUAGAGCUUAAAGGUCUCCGUGUGCUUUCCAAUGGAUUGUCUUUUCUGAAUAAGCAACCGGAAAGAAAAGGGCGAAUAUUGGAACUAGAGAUUGAACUUGUAAAAUGUAUCAAAGUGUUGGUGAACGCCAGAUGGGGUGCGCGUGAUGCCAUCUUAAACCCAGAAUACAUUCAUUCGUUUGUAUUAUCUAUCGUCUGUCCGCAAUGGCAAACAAGGAAGAUUGUUAGUGAUAUCCUUUUGUUUUUAUGUCACUGUGAUGUUCCUUUGGGUCAUAAGCAUGUUAUGCAAGGUUUUGAGUUGCUACGUCAGCACAAGAAUGAUAUUGGUAUUUUUGAUUCCUGGCUUAAGGAUUUCGAAAACACUUUGGACGGUAAACGUAAAAUCAGUAGAAGUGGCUCAGUUGACGAUUAUCAAAAGUUGGGUGUCUACGUACCUCCAGAUAACCAUAUUGUUGAUUAUGCGUUAUCCAACCUUGGUCUUAUCAAUUCAUUAGUCUAUAUACCAACCGAGGUUACUGAACGCGUCUACCUUCGCAGCCAGUUCAAAGCUUCUGGCUUAGAUCGCAUUUUUAGCAAAUUGGAGCGACUUGAUGAUCCAGCAGUAUACGAUCAAAUAGAAAAGUAUCGUAGAAGAGCAGAUAGUGACUUGGAAGAGGCUUUUGGUGAUGAGAUAUCAAUGUACAGUGAAGUCUCUCAGCCGACUGAGUUACUGGAGCUUAUACUCGAUAAUAUUGCUGAUGCUCCAAAUGCUCUUCAUUAUUUACUUCAAACAUUUAGAAGUAUGCUCUUGAUUAAAGGUGAUGCGGAUAGAAAGACACAUUACCAUCAAGCCAUUAGUGAAAUUGUGUCAAAUAUUGUUAUGGAUCGCAGAGAUACUGUAACAGUUGAGGAACUUGGAGCAUCGGCGUUUGGCAUUUCCGUUAAUAAUAUGAUUGGAAAAUUCAAUGAACUCGAUCGACUACAGGAGAUAGCAAGGUCGGCAGAAGAGGAUAAAGAGACAGCGAUACGAUUAACGGCAGAAAAUAAAGAACUUCGACAGCAAAUUGAGGACUUGAAAGCCGAGAAGCCUCCUGCUGUUAAACUUCAUGAUACAAGAAAUUAUAAAAUGGAAAAUGUUGCUAUACGUACUUUAUUACAGCAGUCUAAUAAGACGAUUGCCAUGCUUCAAGAAAAACUUCGUGAAAAGACUGAACAGCUCGAAAGUUAUGAAUACGGAAGUCAGGCCUCUGACACAUCAUCACAGACUACUGCACCUAUUGUUGUAGGGGAUCAAUGGAAAUGGGCUGGUAGAAGAGGUGAUUCAAUUACGCCCCUGGAUCCUGUAUCUCCACAAAUACCAUUAAGAGGUGCACAGGUGCCACACCCACCAUAUGCCCAGAAUAACAUUCUAUCAUCUCCUGGGCCUGGAGGAUUUGUCAUACCUGGUACGGUUCCUUCACAUCCCACCAAAGAUCAACAGUAUACCGUAACCGAGCAAGGCACAGCAUCAGAUGUUCCGAGCUCACCAAUGCCUUCUCAGCACAAGACACCAGACAAAAAUGAAUUUGACAGCAAAGCGCAGGCCGCAUAUGCUGAAUCACCAGAACCACAAGCUGCUAGUGAUGCACAAGCAACUUCUGAAACUGAUUCAGUACCUCCGCCUCCCCCGCCACCCCCUAUGCCACCCAUAGCAUCCAUGUCUACUGAAUCGCCUAUUCCUCCUCCCCCGCCACCACCAGGAACGGCUGGUAUUCCACCCCCACCACCACGUAGGUUGAUUAUUAAGAAGCAAUAUCCUUUAAAUAUUAAAUGUUGUGCUUUAGCGCCUGGAUCUACUGGCAUUCCUGCACCGCCACCGCCACCACCACCUCCUCCUGGCUCUGGUAUACUCCCUCCCCCUCCGCCACCACCUGGAGGACCAGGCAUCCCUCCUCCUCCUCCUCCACCACCUGGAGGACCAGGUAUUCCUCCUCCUCCUCCACCCCCUGGUGCACCAAAGGGACCUAUGCUACCAGCUGUUCCCAAAGGACCUGCGCGUAAAGAGCUUCGUCACUAUCCACAAAUCAAGCUCAAAAACUUGCAGUGGCAGAAGUUGGAUGCUCGUAGCGUCGACAAGACAGUUUGGACAUUAAGUGAUGUAGACGAAAGCCAGAUUGAGGAUGAUUUGGAUAAAUACGGUGUGUUUGAAAGGAUCGAGACGUUAUUCCCAGCUAAGGCAAACAACUUUUUUGAAAAGAGAAUGAAGGCAAAGGUGGAAGAAAAGAAGGAUGCUGUCAAGUUCUUGUCCAAAGAGAAGAGCAGAAAUAUCAACCUGGCUGUUUUGCCCAAGUGCAAAGCAUUUGAUACGUUUGUUGAUGUCCGUAAGAGUAUCAUGGGAGUAGAUGAUGAUCUCUGUACAGAAACUUUCCUUGGUAAUCUUAUUAGUUACCUACCUACAAAAGAUGACAAAUUGGAUGUGAUGAAGAAAUAUCUGGAAGGACCGCCUGAAGCAUGUGAAGAAUUGGAUACUCCUGAACAGUUUACAGUUGAGAUGCAUAGGAUGUAUAGAUAUGAACAGCGUAUACAGUUUAUGCUAUUCAGAGUUCAAUUCUGGGAAAGAUUUGAUCAGUUGGAGAAGAAUAUGGCAAUAGUGAUAGAAAUUUCUGAUGCUUUGAAGAAUUCAAAGAGCCUCAAAAGCUUACUUUGUCUUAUCCUUGUUAUUGGUAAUUACAUGAAUGCACAAAGUCUUCAAGGUGGUGCGUUUGGUAUGCGUAUUUCAAGUAUCAAUAAGUUGGUGGACACUAAAGCAUCAAAUACAUCAUCGUUAAACUUAUUACAUGUGGUCACUGGCGUGGUUAGACGCCAGUUCCCUCAUCUAUUGGAGUUUCUGAUAGACUUGAAGUCUAUUGAUCAAGCGGCUAGAAUCAUGGCUAGUUUGAAUGAUAUGGUUCAACAGUAUACAGAAAUGAGAAAAGGAUUAAAGGACCUUGAUCUCGAAUUGAAAACAAGGUGGCAGCCUGAAGACGUAGAGCUAGAAGAAGAUGAUAAGUUCCGUAAUAUCAUGACAAAGCAUUACGAGGAUGCUUCGACUCGCUUCCAAGAUCUUGAAGCACUCUAUGUGAAUAUGGAUGCUAAAUGGAAAGACGUGAUGACUUACUAUGGUGAAAAUCCUAAAGUGAUGAGACCGGAUGACUUUUUUUCAACUUUUUCUCGGUUUGUAGCAUCUUGGAAGGAAGCAUCUGCUGCAGAAGAAAAGAUGGCACAAAGACAAGAGCGCGAAGAGAAGAAAAGGCGCGAGGAAGAAGAAAGAAAGGAGCGUAUGAGACUAAAGAAAGAAAAGGCAGAAGCAGCUCUUAAAGAAAAGAGAGGCCCGAUUGAAGGAAUUGAUACAAGCGGCGAAGGAGAAAAUGAUAGAUGUAUGAUGGACAGCUUGUUGGAUAAAUUAAGAACUGGAGAUGUGGAAGUACGCACUACUAGAAGACGUAGCAGAAAGCAAAGAGAAGAACAAGAUAGCAGUGAAGCUAGUAGUGUGUCCGCUGCAGAUUUAUUAAAGAACUUGGAAUCAGUGUAGAUUCCCAAUUUUGAUGUCAGUAAUCUAUUGUAAACCCUAAUAUCAAUAAAAAAUAGCAGAUACCACACUAGUCACAUGAUUUGAUUGCCUUU